CAGGAGUUUUAAGUUCAUGUAUAACGCACGGAAAGUGGAGGGUUAAAAGUCCUACAUUUAUGGAAGAGAAGAAGAAGACUUUUAUUUUGCUAUGUUGUGUGUGACGUCAUUAGGCUGCGCCUCAUCUCAGAGUGCAGAAAGAGAAAAGCUCCUGGAGAAGCGACAGAGAUCCACACCGUUAUACCGAUGGCGUUUAUUAAAGAGGAGAGGGAAGAAGUGAGGAUCUCAGAAGUGUUCCAACUCCAGGUCAAGCUGGAAGACCCCGAGACCGACCUAAUGGCACUGAAAGAGGAGAGGGAAGUAUGCAAUGAAAUUGAAGAGAAAGAUCAGAAUGAGAAUCUUCUUGAUUUCCUAACUGGAGAAAAAUCUUUCAGUUGUUCACAGCCUGAAAAGACUUCAUUGCGAAAAAACACUCAAAAUACAAGAACAAGAAAUGAUUUAACUUGUUUUAAGUUAGGCACGAAAUUUAAUCGACAUGGAGAACCUAAAGUCAUUAUAACUGGAAAGAAGCAAUUCACCUGCCACCAAUGUGGAAUGAGUUUUGCUCUACAUAGAAACCUUAACAUCCACAUGAGAAUUCACACUGGAGAGAAGCCCUAUUCAUGCUUUCAGUGUGGAAAGAGUUUCAAUAAGAAUAACCACCUUAAAGUCCACAUGAGAAUUCACACUGGAGAGAAACCUUACUCCUGCCUUCAGUGUGGAAAGAGUUUCAGUAAUCGGGGAAGACUUAAAGUCCACAUGAGAAUUCACACUGGAGAGAAACCUUACACAUGCUCUCAGUGUGGAAAGAGUUUCGCUCAAAAAGUACGCUUUGAAGCCCACAUACGAAUUCACACCGGAGAGAAGCCGUUUACCUGCCAACAUUGUGGAAAGGGUUUUAAUUAUCGUCGGACCUGGACAGACCACAUGAGAAUUCACACCGGAGAGAAGCCUUUCACCUGUCAACAGUGUGGAAGAAGUUUCACACAAAAAGGAACCUUUAACAGGCAUCUGAGAGUCCACACCGGAGAGAAGCCUUACACCUGCCAACAGUGUGGAAAGAGUUUCUGUCAACUUAGAUCCAUAAAGAACCACAUGAGAGUCCACACCGGGGAGAAGCCUUACACCUGCCAACAGUGUGGAAAGAGUUUCUGUCAACUUAGAUCCAUAAAGAACCACAUGAGACUUCACACCGGAGAUAAGCCUUUCACCUGCCAACAAUGUGGAAGAAGUUUCUCACAAAAAGGAACCUUUAACAGGCAUCUGAGAGUCCACACCGGAGAGAAGCCUUACACCUGCCAACAGUGUGGAAAGAGUUUCUGUCAAAUUAGAUCCAUAAAGAACCACAUGAGAGUUCACACUGGAGAGAAGCCUUUCACCUGCCAACAGUGUGGAAGAAGUUUCACACAAAAAGGAAUCUUUAACAGGCAUCUGAGAGUCCACACCGGAGAGAAGCCUUUCACCUGCCAACAGUGUGGAAAGAGUUUCUGUCAACUUAGAUCCAUAAAGAACCACAUGAGACUUCACACCGGAGAAAAGCCUUUCACCUGCCAAACGUGUGGAAAGAGUUUCAAUCAACAUCGAACCUUAAAAAACCACAUGAGAGUUCACACUGUAGAGAAACCAUACACAUGCCCUCAGUGUGGACAGAGUUUCAGUCAAAAAACACACUUUGAAGCCCACAUAAGAAUUCACACAGGAGAGAAGCCGUUCACCUGCCAACAGUGUGGAAAGAGUUUCAGUCAACAUCAAACUUUGAAAGAACACAUGAGAGUUCACACAGGAGAGAAGCCGUUCACCUGCCAACAGUGUGGAAAGAGUUUCAUUCAACAUCAAACUUUGAAAGAACACAUGAGAGUUCACACCGGAGAGAAGCCUUUCACCUGCCAACAAUGUGGAAGAAGUUUCACACAAAAAGGAACCUUAAACAGGCACAUGAGAGUCCACACCGGAGAGAAGCCUUACACCUGCCAACAGUGUGGAAAGAGUUUCAGUCAACUUAGAUCCAUAAAGAACCACAUAAGAAUUCACACCGGAGAAAAGCCUUACACCUGCCAACAGUGUGGAAAGAGUUUCUAUCAACAUCGAACCUUAAAAAAACACCACGUGAGAGUUCACAGUGGAGAAAAGCCUUUCAUCUGCCAGCUGUGUGGAAAGAGUUUUGCUCAAAAAGUACAAUUUGAAGAACACGUAAGAUUUCACACUAGGGAGAAGCUGUUCACGUGCAAACAGUGUGGAAAGAGUUUCAGUCAACGUCAAACCUUAGCAGACCAUGCAAGAAUUCACACUGGUGAGAAGCCUUACACCUGCCAACAGUGUGGAAAGAGUUUCGGUCAACAUCGAACCUGGAAAGAACACAUGAGAGUUCACACCGGAGAGAAGCCUUACACCUGCCUUGUGUGUGGAAAGAGUUUCACUCAAAAAGGAACCUUUAACAGGCAUCUGAGAGUCCACACCGGAGAGAAGCCUUACACCUGCCAACAGUGUGGAAAGAGUUUCUGUCAACUUAAAUCCAUAAAGAACCACAUGAGACUUCACAUCGGGGAGAAGCCGUUCAUCUUGACCGCCGUCGUCUGA
Pimephales promelas (fathead minnow) is the source of this 2556-nucleotide messenger RNA. The record is from RefSeq and is a predicted model, not a curated record. Lineage: Eukaryota; Metazoa; Chordata; Actinopteri; Cypriniformes; Leuciscidae.